Messenger RNA from Vavraia culicis subsp. floridensis, 1328 nucleotides. RefSeq names its product N2,N2-dimethylguanosine tRNA methyltransferase. Gene Ontology annotation, molecular function: RNA binding. Gene Ontology annotation, cellular component: nucleus. The record is from RefSeq and is a predicted model, not a curated record. The transcript has a single exon. Gene Ontology annotation, biological process: tRNA N2-guanine methylation. The coding region runs from base 1 to 1326 and encodes 441 amino acids. Lineage: Eukaryota; Fungi; Microsporidia; Pleistophoridae.
AUGGAUGAGAAUUUCAUCAAAGAGAAUUCUUCGGUGAUCAAGAAGACUGAUAAGGCGUUUUACAACCCUGCACAGGAGAUAAACAGGGAUAUUUCUGUUAUGGCAAUCAAUGCAUUUCUUGAGCUCUCGAAAUUCAAGGAAAGCAAUCUGUGCAUUUUUGAAUGCAUGUCAGCUACAGGUCUCCGUGGCAUAAGAUAUGCAAAGGAGAUUACGCCAAAAUGUACAAUCUUUAUGAACGAUAUUGAUCGCGACGCCGUUGACACAAUAAAAGACAAUUUGAGAAUCAACGAGAUAGAAUUUAACGCAGUAAACGAUCACCGGAACAGAUGCCUCAUAGAAAAACUAGAAGAAUCCACAGGUGAGCGUCAAUAUGGCAGUAGCUGUGCCAAAAGGGGGGAUUUAAACCGAGUUCUUUUGUUGAAUAGCGAUUGCAAUGCUAUUAUGGCCAAUAACAAUUUAUUUUUUCACGUUAUAGAUGUUGAUCCGUUCGGACACUUCACUAAGAAUUUGCCAUUUGUGUUUAAAUCAAUCAAAGGCAACGGCUUGGUGUGCUUGACAGCAACAGACACGGCCGUAUUGUGCACAAACAGAAGUAAAUGUGCGAGGAAGUACGAUGUUUUGAUCAGGAAAGUUCCAUACUACGGUGAAAUGGCACUAAGGGCCGCCUUGUCAACAGCGGCGCGUGUUGCUGCACUAUAUGACUGCGGAAUAGUGCCCUUGUUAUCGUUGUCGGUGGAUUUUUAUGUGCGGCUUUUCGUGAGGGUUGAGAGAAGAACAUCCGCAGUCAAGGCUUCCCUCAGCGAGUGUGCGCACUACUUUGUCUGCGGAUGUGGAUAUAUGAUCGAGUAUGGAACAAAAAGCACUGAAAUUUCCCUGCUUUGUCCGAUCUGCCACGGAAAAUUGUUGUUGUGUGGUCCUUUGUGGAAAGGCAAGCUGAAAAAUCCUGAAUUUUUGGAUAAGCUGAAUAAUAGAACAGAGAGCAAACGAAUUACCGAAAUUCUACGACUCAUAGAACAAGAAAAUGAUUGUUUCGGCUUCUAUCAUAUACCAACUGUAUGUUCUCUGCUCAAAAAGGAGUGCAUUCCGAUGGUUAAGCUGGUAUCAGAGCUGCUUAAUCGUGGGAACAUGGUAUCAUUUACACAUUGCCGGGCCAACUCUAUCAAAUCUGAUUGCAGUUACCAUGAACUGGUCGAAAUUAUCAGAUCCUACUUCGAAAACAAAGAUUUUAUUGUGGAGAAUCGGCUAGCGAUUGAAAUAUGUGGCAAAAAAUACAACCGCGAAGUCGUACAUGACAACAUGGGACCGCUUUCCAAACCACAUAAAUAAAA